UAAGAUAUCUCAUAUACUAGUCUCAUCCAAUACCGGAGAGACCCCGUCAUCCCCUUCCCGGAGCCGCCGCCGCCGCAGGCCGGAGGAGAAGACGAGCCGAGGCAUACCGGCGAGGAGGAGGAGGAUGGGCGAGUUCGACGACUACUGGGCGCGGGCCUACAGGGGGGACUCCGGGGUGCCGCACUCCGACCCGCAGCGGCUCGUCACCACCUGGACCGGCGCCUUCGCCCUCGGCGCCGCCGCCUGCGUCCACCACCACGCCUCCGCCCUCGCCUCCAACAUCAAGUCCCUCCCCCACUACUGGCAAGACAUGACAAUGAUGCUCGACCAAAAGCGCUGGAAGAAGAUUCUUGAGAAGAAGCAACAACAAGCUUAAGGAACUGUUACAGCUGUAAAAUUCCAAUGGAUGGUAGUUCGUUCUACUUGGUUUUCUUCUGUAGCUUUGGAACAUCACAUAUAGUUUCAACGCACAACUUCUUGUGUUGAUUUGUUACCACCUCCCCGCUAAGAUUUUCGUAGUGUUGGACGUGUUCUGAGUUUUCACAGGCAUCGUGAUUUUUCAAUGAUAAGCAAAACAAGUGUAUCUGCAACUUGUGAUGGAGUUCCUCUCGCUAUAUUGCCAUUAGUUCUAUAAAGUUGGGGUUUAUCUUGCGUCC
Oryza brachyantha (malo sina) is the source of this 656-nucleotide messenger RNA. RefSeq lists its product as uncharacterized. The record is from RefSeq and is a predicted model, not a curated record. Bases 125 to 376 code for a protein of 83 amino acids. The transcript is spliced from 3 exons. NCBI's taxonomy places the organism in Eukaryota, Viridiplantae, Streptophyta, Magnoliopsida, Poales, Poaceae.